Vicia faba (fava bean) is the source of this 2355-nucleotide messenger RNA. NCBI's taxonomy places the organism in Eukaryota, Viridiplantae, Streptophyta, Magnoliopsida, Fabales, Fabaceae. The record is from the annotation of a GenBank genome assembly.
AUGAAAGGUUUUAGAGAUUGGGUUUUGUCACAAAUAGUUUCCAAAUCGUUGGUAUCCCCUACACCGUUAUCAGGCGGUAAUGGUUUCUAUACGGAAGAGCGUUUGAAUGAAGAUCUUAAUGAGCAAGCUUCCACAUCUAAUAGUGUAACAUUGCCGAUUCCAUCUGGCACAUCAAACUCUUCUGCCAAUCAGAGUAAUCAGAGUAGUUCCACACUGCAGCAAGCUUCAGAUGCAGAAAUUUCUCAAUCUCAAGAGAGUGGUAAUGGAGGACAGAAGGAUACUUUGGCAAAGGUUGAGGAUCUCCAAGUUAAAUUUUUCCGCCUGCUCCAGCGCCUCAACCAGUCAAAAGAAAACCUUUUGGUCACAAAGGUUCUUUAUCGGAUGCACCUGGCAACUUUGAUUCGUACUGAAGAAUUGGAUCUGAAAAGAGUUAACCUUAGUAGCAGUCGAGCCCGAGCAAUAGCAAAUCAACAUGAGGCGGCUGGGAUGCCCCAAUUGGAGUUCUCCUGCAGAAUACUCGUCCUUGGUAAAACAGGAGUUGGUAAAAGUGCUACCAUAAACUCUAUAUUUGGUCAAGAAAAAGCCACGACAAAUGCUUUUCAACCUGCUACUGAUUGCAUCCAAGAAAUUGUGGGAACUGUAAACGGGCUUAACAUAACGUUUAUUGACACCCCUGGUUUCCUGCCUUCCUCUACCAAUAAUGUGAAGAGAAAUAAGAGGAUCAUGCUGUCUGUGAAGAGAUUCAUUAGAAAAUCCCCUCCAGACAUCGUUUUAUAUUUUGAACGGCUUGAUCAUAUCAAUUCUGGUUAUAGUGACCUCCCACUUUUGAAACUCAUAACCGAAGUAUUUGGUGCAGCAAUCUGGUUCAACACCAUUCUAGUCAUGACUCAUUCUUCCUCAGCUAUUCCAGAAGGACUUGAGGGAUAUACUGUCAAUUAUGAUUCAUAUAUAUCUCAAUGUACUAACCUAAUACAGCAGUAUAUACAACAGGCGAUGUUAGAUUCAAGGCUUGAAAACCCUGCUCUUUUGGUUGAGAACCAUCCUCAGUGCCCAAUAAAUAUUACGGGGGAGAAAAUUCUUCCUAAUGGACAGGUUUGGAGAUCUCAACUCUUGUUAUUUUGCAUUUGUACGAAAGUUCUGGGCGAUGUAAACUCCCUCCUUAAGUUUCAGAAUGGCGUAGAACUAGGACCAGCAAAUAGUACCCAAGUUGCUUCUCUUCCCCAUCUCCUUUCGUCCCUGUUACGACAUCGCCCUGUAUCUAGUCAAAGUGGAAUUGAUGAUGAAGUGGAGGCAAUUUUACUUUCAGACAAGGAAGAAGGAGAUGAGUAUGAUCAACUUCCAUCCAUACGAAUAUUGACAAAAUUCCAGUUUGAAAAGUUGUCCAAGGCACAGAAAGAAGAUUAUCUGGAUGAAUUGGAAUACAGGGAGACCCUUUACUUAAAGAAACAAAUGAAAGAAGAGUAUCGUAGGCGCAAGGAUAAGUUGAUCUUAGAAGAACAAGAGUUUUUAAAUAGUAACAAUUCUGAUGAUCAACAGGCUCCUCCCGAACCUGUUCAGUUACCAGAUAUGGCUGUUCCUCUAAGUUUUGAUUCAGAUUGUGCGAUACAUAGAUAUCGCUGCCUUGUUGAUAGUGACCAGUGGCUUGUGAGACCUGUUCUUGAUCCCCAAGGAUGGGAUCACGAUGUGGGUUUUGAUGGUAUAAACUUGGAGAUAUCUACUGAAAUAAAGAGGAAUGUAUCCGGCACGGUGGUGGGACAAAUGCAUAAGAACAAGCAGGAUUUCAAUAUUCAAUCUGAGUGUGCUGCAACUUAUGUUAAUCCGUUGGGUCCUACUUAUUCUAUCGGCGUUGAUGUUCAAUCUGCUGGUAAAGAUAUGGUUUAUACCGUUCAUACUGACACAAAAUUGAAAAACAUAAAACACAAUAUUGCUGAUUGUGGCGUUUCUUUGACAUCUUUCGGAAAGAAAUACUACGUGGGUGCAAAAGUUGAGGACACUUUGCUAAUUGGAAAGAGAUUAAAAUUUGUCGUUAAUGCUGGACGUAUGGAAGGUCAAGGACAAGUGGCGUAUGGUGGAAGUUUUGAAACUUGUUUACGCGGUGAAGAUUAUCCCGUAAGAAAUGACAAUUUAAGCCUGACAAUGACAGUCCUCUCCUUCAAUAAAGAAACGGUGUUGAGUGGAAGUUUGCAAUCUGAGCUCAGGCUGAGUCGAAGCUUGAAAGCAACUGCUAGUGCUAAUCUAAAUAGUCGCAAAAUGGGUCAGAUAUGUAUAAAGAUGAGUAGUUCUGAGCAUUUACAAAUUGCAUUGGUCGCAGUUUUCUCAAUUUUGAAGGUUCUGUUAUCUAAAAAGAAGAUUUAG